CACAACUUUGCCCACCCAUCGCGCCGACACGUGCCUGGAAAUGAUGGUUCGAGGACGAUGAGAUACCUAGAGUAUCGGCUGGAAGAUCUCUGAGCGAACCCUCCCGAUUUCUGUACAGCACCACCGGUUCAAUCCUCUUGAUGAUCAUCUCCCUGGAUCGCAUCGAUGCCGCAAGCCAAUGGCUCAGCGACGGCCUCCUCUCUAGACUCUGCCGACUAUGACCCCAUCGAACACCUCAACGCCAUCUUCUCCACCCCCUCUUCCCUCGCCUUCGUUCCCGAUGUCUCGUCCUCCCUUGAGCGCUACCAGCGCGACUUGGACGUCGACAUCUCCGCCCUCAUCACCACCCAAACCACUUCCGAUGCCGAUAGUGUACGGCGGAUUCAAGAUGCCAAAGCCGAACUUGCAGAGCUGUUUGCCAAGAUUGACAAUGUGCGCGAGAGAGCUUUACAAACCGAGCGCACCAUCAUGGAGAUGACGGCGGACAUCAAGAAGCUGGACAGCACCAAGAAGAACCUCACCCUGUCCAUGACUGCGUUGAAGCGGCUACAGAUGCUCACCACCGCCUACGAACAACUUCGUGCCCUCAUCCAGACCAAACAAUAUCGCGAAUGUGCCCAACUGUUGCAGGUGGUGAUCCAGCUGAUGGAGCACUUCAAGCGCUAUCGAAGCAUCGAUCAGAUUGCCGCACUGAGCAAGAGCGUGGCCGAUCUUCAGAGAGAGCUUCUGGAGCAGGUCUGCGAGGAUUUUGAGGUCACCUUUGCAAGAGCAGAGGUGCAGCAAAAGAGGACGAUGCUGGCCGAAGCAUGUCAGGUCAUGGAUGCGCUCGGGGAUCAUGCCCGCACACGCUUGACCACCUGGUAUUGUAACACACAGCUACGAGAGUAUCGACAGGUCUUCCGGGGCAACGACGAAGCUGGCUCGCUCGACAACAUCUCCCGACGAUAUUCGUGGUUCAAUCGCAUGCUCAAGACUUACGAUAGCGAGCACGCCACACUCUUCCCACCCCACUGGCGCGUUAAUGAAAUGCUCGCCAAUGCAUUUUGCGAAAACACAAGAGACGACUACCGAGGGAUCUUGCAGCGUUCCAUGCGAAGAGCGGACGGCCAGCCACCGGAUGUUGAGCUAUUGCUCUCCUGUCUGCAAGAGACCUUGGACUUUGAGCAUAGCCUGGAGAAGAGAUUUGCGGCUGGAGAGUCGAGAUCUUCCAUAGACACCGUCAACUCCUCCGACAACGACAAGCGCCAGGGCUUCAGCCAGGCGAUUUCCGAAGCUUUCGAGCCGUACCUUAGCAUCUGGGUGGAGUCGCAAGACAAGCAGCUCUCGACAUUGAUCCCCAAGUACCGCCAACAGCCAAUUCGCAAUCCCGAGGAAGAAUUCCACCCCCAACUCGUCAUCCCCUCCUCCACCGAGCUCUUCCACCACUACCGUGUCACGCUUGCACAGUGUGCCAAAUUGUCCACUGGCGGCAGAUUGCUGGAGCUGUCGCAGACAUUCGGCAGAUACCUGGACCGGUAUUCUCAGCAAGUUCUUGCAUAUCAUCUCUCUGACAAGACCGGUGGCGCAUCGGUGGAGGAUGCCGUCAUCAUUUUGAACACCGCCGACUACUGCUAUCAGACCACAAAUCAGCUAGAAGAGAAGAUUAAAGCCCGUAUCGAUGAGGAUUUGCGGCCAAAAGUGGAUUUGUCCACACAAGCCGAUGCUUUCAUCGGCGUUGCAUCCACCGCCUUGCGUUCGCUGGUGACCAAGACUGAGGUUGAUUGUGCCGCGGCAUGGCGCGAGAUGCGGAACGUACCCUGGGGAAAGAUGGAUAGCGUGGGAGAUCAGAGCACAUACGUCUCGUAUCUGCUGCAGCGCAUCCACGAUCGCAGCAAGGAGAUCCUCAAAUAUCUGCAAAAGCCGCAGUACUCCCGAGCAUACUGCGACAAUGUCGUCGACAGCGUGACGAACGCUUACCUGAACAACAUUGUUGCCGUGAAGCCGGUGUCGGAGACGGGAGCGGAACAGAUGCUGUUGGAUUUCUAUGUGCUGAAGAAGGGACUCGCCGAGCUUGCAACAAUCAAUGCGGACCCAGGCACGGCUCCCAAUGCUGCAUUUGUCAAGCGCGUGAACCAAAGCACAGCAAAGCUCGAUCCCGUGCUCAAAACCCUACAAGUGCGAUCUUCACCCGCAGAAGGGCUGGUGCAAGCAUACCUCAUCCACAUUCGUGAUCAGAGUGAGACGAACUUCCGCAAGAUUCUCGAGCUCAAGGGGAUCGUGAAGAAGGACCAAGCUCACCUUGUGGAGCUGUUCAAUGCUCACAAGGCCUCACCGACUAAUGAGGGCUUGCAGGCCAGUAACCCGCUCAUCGCUGGACUGAAUCUCACGGCUCCGCAAUCGUCCACAUCGAUGAGUGGGCUCGCAGCUCUGAAGGAUAGUGCGGUGAUCCCCGCUGCGCCGUCACUGCCUUCGCGGUUUGACCCGUCGAAUUUCGGCACGGCAAUCAUGAAUGCCGCCAGAGAUGCCGGCGAUCGAUUUGGUAGUCCGGGAUUGGUGGCGGGCAGUGGUGCAAAUACCACGACUGUGGCGAGUCGCGCUACGUCUCCGCCUGUGGGCGAAGGGGUGGUGACGGGGGGUGCGGAAGGCGGGGCUGAGAAGGCGUCGAUGAAUGAGAACUGGCAGAAGUUUGGCAAGUUUUUCCGCCGAGAGGGCUCGACGACGUUUGGCGGAUUCGGGGGCUUUGGAAAGAAGGAGGACGGUGGGGAGAAGAAGUAGUCUGGCAUCCACACUGUCAAUCUCUGCCAUUGUCGAAUCAUCUUCCACCUUUAUUCAAUGGGCGGGUUCGUCAGCAAAAACCUCCCUGGAGCGGCCUUUCCGGCAGAAAGGCCAAUCUCAUCGUCGAACUC
Molecule: messenger RNA, 2885 nt
Organism: Neohortaea acidophila
Lineage: Eukaryota; Fungi; Ascomycota; Dothideomycetes; Mycosphaerellales; Teratosphaeriaceae
Product: Vps53-like protein
Exons: 2
Coding region: 166-2754 (862 amino acids)
Biological process (GO): retrograde transport, endosome to Golgi
Cellular component (GO): GARP complex
Source: RefSeq, a predicted model, not a curated record